Molecule: messenger RNA, 1085 nt
Organism: Pieris brassicae (large cabbage white)
Lineage: Eukaryota; Metazoa; Arthropoda; Insecta; Lepidoptera; Pieridae
Product: histone H3-like centromeric protein CSE4
Exons: 2
Coding region: 136-1005 (289 amino acids)
Cellular component (GO): nucleosome
Molecular function (GO): structural constituent of chromatin; DNA binding; protein heterodimerization activity
Source: RefSeq, a predicted model, not a curated record
UAUAUAUAAAGGCGCUCUCCGCGCGUGAACGCGGUUUAUAUCAUCACCACAGUUGAUACGCGACGGACGUGUCGAUCGUGAUCGUAUAAUUUUAGAGUUGAGUUAGUUAGUGAGCGAGUUCGAGCAGUCGUCGUAAUGGCACGUACAAAGCAGACAGCCCGUAAGUCCACCGGCGGUAAGGCGCCGCGAAAGCAGCUCGCCACAAAGGCGGCCCGCAAGAGCGCUCCCGCCACCGGCGGCGUGAAGAAGCCUCACCGUUACAGGCCCGGCACCGUCGCGCUGAGAGAGAUCCGUCGCUACCAGAAGAGUACCGAGCUGUUGAUCCGCAAGUUGCCGUUCCAACGUCUGGUGAGGGAGAUUGCGCAGGACUUCAAGACCGACCUCAGGUUCCAGAGCUCCGCCGUGAUGGCGCUUCAGGAGGCGAGCGAGGCGUAUCUGGUGGGUCUCUUCGAGGACACCAACCUGUGCGCCAUUCACGCCAAGCGAGUGACGAUCAUGCCCAAGGACAUCCAACUGGCGAGACGCAUUCGCGGCGAGCGAUCGUAUAAUUUUAGAGUUGAGUUAGUUAGUGAGCGAGUUCGAGCAGUCGUCGUAAUGGCACGUACAAAGCAGACAGCCCGUAAGUCCACCGGCGGUAAGGCGCCGCGAAAGCAGCUCGCCACAAAGGCGGCCCGCAAGAGCGCUCCCGCCACCGGCGGCGUGAAGAAGCCUCACCGUUACAGGCCCGGCACCGUCGCGCUGAGAGAGAUCCGUCGCUACCAGAAGAGUACCGAGCUGUUGAUCCGCAAGUUGCCGUUCCAACGUCUGGUGAGGGAGAUUGCGCAGGACUUCAAGACCGACCUCAGGUUCCAGAGCUCCGCCGUGAUGGCGCUUCAGGAGGCGAGCGAGGCGUAUCUGGUGGGUCUCUUCGAGGACACCAACCUGUGCGCCAUUCACGCCAAGCGAGUGACGAUCAUGCCCAAGGACAUCCAACUGGCGAGACGCAUUCGCGGCGAGCGUGCUUAAUUUUGCGUAAUAUGUAUACAUAACAUAACAUAUUAUUAUUAUUAUUAUUACUACAACAAAAGGCCCUUUUCAGGGCCGCA